AUGACAACUGAUGGAAAAGGUGUUUCCAUUGAAGAGGCGCUUAAAGGGCUAGAGGAACUUAAGUUAAGCACAGCUCAGAGCGAAGCUGGAUGCUCAAAUGAAACCGCCGUUUUCAAAAAACCCGCAGAACCUGGAAGCGUUGAAGUUCUGGACGAUGUAAAGCCAGAAAGAAGGUUCAGACGAAGUUGUAGCUUCAGUAGCCGUAACAGAAGAUUUGCACCGUACAGAAUGCCUACGCACAAGAGAUCUUCGUCAUGUGGUUCGGGGGAUUCGGAAACAAACAGUCGACAGGAAUCGAAAAGUAAGUUCUUUUUAUAAUCAAUUUUAUUCUCCUAGGCUCAACAAACACCACCGCUAGCAAGGAAGUGUUGGCUCCGAACGUGAAGAACGCUACAACGUGUACGCAAGAAGCCAUGGGAAUGGGUAAAAACGGAUCGGGAGAAAGUCUGGACGAGUUGCGGCAGGACGCGGCCGUCGAAGAGCUGUCAGAAUACUUUGCACACUACGUUGGAGUUCAAAGUAAAAUGUCAUCGCUCGCCGAAUCAAUGUAUGCAUAA
Bursaphelenchus okinawaensis is the source of this 557-nucleotide messenger RNA. Lineage: Eukaryota; Metazoa; Nematoda; Chromadorea; Rhabditida; Aphelenchoididae. The record is from the annotation of a GenBank genome assembly.